Microcebus murinus (gray mouse lemur) is the source of this 1499-nucleotide messenger RNA. It is a transcript of the gene C24H8orf48, whose product is annotated as chromosome 24 C8orf48 homolog. NCBI's taxonomy places the organism in Eukaryota, Metazoa, Chordata, Mammalia, Primates, Cheirogaleidae. The record is from RefSeq and is a predicted model, not a curated record.
CGCGCUGCUGCCACUCACUGCGCAUGACCGGCGCGCGUUACCAAGGCGGCUGGGAAAGGCAUCACCCGGAAGGCGAGCUCCGCUGAGCUGUGGGUACUGAGAGCCAUCCUCGGUGGGCUCAGCCCUUACUGGUUCCUGAGCCAGUAUCGACCAGGGCCAAGCAGAUGAAGAGCCGAGUUUGAUACAAUGUGGUGGCGAAGUCGAGGGAUGCAAAAGAAGAGCAAGAAUUGGCCUAAAUGGAUAAAAGUGCGGUGGCAGACCUUUCUGAUGAAACAGAAACUUUCAGUUCCUUUACUGAUGAGGUACAGAGUUCUGGUUCAUUUAGCUCUUCCGGAGGACAGCAGUCCUGGUCCCUUGCCUCUGGGAGCAAACCGGUGAGUGAAGAGCAGACUACAAUCUUGGAGCAAGGCGACAAACAAUCUGAGCUUUCAGACCUCAAAAAUUAUGAAAAGAAAUUGAGUAUUAAGUGGAUCAACUACCUCAAGGGCAAAGAAACUAACUCUGGACGGUACCAACCAGAUGCUAGACUUCAAACAGAAACUACUCAGAUACCCGAUGAAGAAUUGAAUGCCCUGCAGUCUUUCUGCACCGUUAAGAUAAAACUGAUCCAUCAUAGAGUGGGCUCUAAAAAGAAGAGCAGCAGACAUAAAAAGCUACAACUUAGAUUGGAUGGAGAGGCUUCAGAGAGAGAUGCCUUAAACUGUACUGUCCCUGAUGAACUUUUGAACAGAAUCUAUUUUAAAAACAUGCGGACAGUACCAAAACAGGUGACAGCAUCUAAGCAACACAUUUCUUCUCAGUGUCCUGAUUGUAACAGGAAAAGAGCAGAGUUGGCCCAAUCUGCCUUCUUGAAACAAAAGAAGACAUUACUGGAGUCACUUCUACUCCAAGAAAAAAUAGAUGAACAUCUUUACACCAAAGACUUUCUCACUCGUGUUGGAGAAGCACAUCAAGACCUUCCCAGGCUUUCAGAUGACCCCAGAAUAAUUUGGAAAAGACUGAAGGAGAAAAGUCAUAUCAGAUACUCUGGUUUUGAAAGGUCAGAUACAGAGCAGAAGAUUUAGCAAGAUGGAAAUAGUUCUUGUGGUUCACCUUUUUUUUUUUUUAUCACUUCUCAAGCCACUUACUCUAAUCAAACAGGUGGCACUUAUCAAAGAUAUUAUAAUAUGUAAUGUGGAUAUAUGUGUAUUUGAGUAAUCACUGUAAUUUCUACAGGAACUUGGGAAACAAAUUUAAGACUUUACUAUGCUUCCUCCACAGAUUUGAGGACUGAGAACUUUCUGUCCAAUACAUUUUUCUGAUUAUAGAAGGCAAUGUUGUAGUUGGAAUAGUUAAAAAGCUUUUACAACAAUGCAGGAGAGAUAUGUUGUAGCUUGGACUAGGGUGUUGACAGUACAGAGAGAAAGAAGUACAGAGAUGUAAGAGAAAGUAAUAACUGACUGUCUUUGGUUAUGAAAUGGUUAUGGGGAAUUAAUAAAGAGUAAAUGUUAAAAAUGUUA